Molecule: messenger RNA, 1669 nt
Organism: Gopherus flavomarginatus (Mexican gopher tortoise)
Lineage: Eukaryota; Metazoa; Chordata; Testudines; Testudinidae
Gene: BOLA1
Product: bolA family member 1
Exons: 2
Coding region: 143-577 (144 amino acids)
Cellular component (GO): mitochondrion
Source: RefSeq, a predicted model, not a curated record
ACUACAUUUCCCAGGAUGCAAAUCCCUGCCUGGAAGCGCGUGGGGGCUGUGGCCGCAGGAGGGUGGCUGGAGCCGUGAGAACAGGAACGGCCGCCGGGUCCCUGCACAGCAGCACAGCCUUGGGGUGCUGUCCCUACUCCGGAUGCUCCCCUCUCGCCUCCUUCGCCAAGCCCUCCCUCGGCCAGCCCCCAGCUCCUGGUACUCAACAGCCAGUCCCGUCAUGGAGGAGAAGCCGGUGGAGUCGUCUAUUCGCGCCAAGCUCCUGCAAGCCCUGCAGCCAGUGCACCUGGAGGUGCACAACGAGAGCUCCAUGCACGCUGUGCCCCGGGGCUCCGAGACCCACUUCAAGGUGGUGAUCGCCAGCCAGCGCUUCGCCGGCCUGCCCCUGCUCCAGCGCCACCGGCUGGUGAAUGAGAUCCUCCAGGCUGAACUGGCUGGGCCCGUGCAUGCCCUCUCCAUCCAAGCCAAGACCCCCCAGCAGUGGGAAGAGAACCAGAGUGUGAGCCAGAGUCCGGGGUGCCUUGGGGGAUCCAGACACGACCCGCACAUGGCGACCAAACUGGGCAGCCAGGGGUAACCCUGAGGGACGGCGCUGGGGGUCAGGGGGUUGGGUUAGCUCAGUUCACUCCCCGGAGUGACCCUUACACUCGUUUUGUGACCACAUCCAGAGCCUUGCAAAGCCGCCUAGCGCUGGAAGUGGAAACAUUCACAGGCUGGGGUUGCACCACCAAUGCCGGGAGUCCACCAGGGUCAGCCCCAGACUCUGCCCGCCCCCUGCACUUGGCCGUGGGUUAUUGGCUUUUCGGUUGGUCGUGUGAAAUAUCCCUGGCUCCGCUGCUGUCAUGGUAGUGGGAGGGUCCAGCUAGCGCACCCGGUAGGUUCCCGAUAGACACUAACACAUGUGUUCACGAUAAUUGUGUCUGCAGAACUGGGUGAGAUUUGCGAAGCCUGAUUUUGAAUGGAGACUGGGUGCCCGAAAUCUCUCCAACAGCUUUAAAAAGCUCAGUGUCGUGCGUUUAAAGGGGGAGGGAAAGCCCUUGUGUUGUUAAUAAAGCUCUCGGCUGAGCAAAGAAUGGGUUCACACUGGAAAGCAGUGACUCGUGUCUCUGGAUUUGGUUGACUCUGGUUGAGUCUGCAGCUGCAAAAUCUGUAUUUCACAUGGGAAACUGAGACAAGCUGGCUUGGUUUUUACCCCGUGCACAUCGUCCCCAGCUACAAGGAUUCUGCAGAGCAGACCCUGCCCCUGAUGACCGGGGAUGUAAUUUGGGACUGUCAUUGGAACAGGUGAGGAUGUUCGAGCUAGAAUAAACUCUGGCGCCUGCUCCUGUCUCUGGGCUGGCCCUGCAAGGCUCAUAGAAGCCCUUUGGCUUGUGCUGGCUCUGCAGGGCUACUAAAAAUAUAUGUAAGGCCAAUGAGAGAGAAGUCAUUUCCGCUAUCAGCUAUGAGCGCUGCAUCCAGAGAGGCAGCAGAUGAAUAAUGCUAAUAAUACCUACCUGGGAUAGAGCCGGCGAUGCCUUUUCCCCAUUUGCUGCAGGGAGGAAAACAGAAAUUAAGGGUUGAAAGAAUCAUCAUCAGUUCUGCUUCGUUUCAGUGUUAACUCUUCAUCGGUUCUGCUGUAUUUUGCAAUGUGUUCAGCUUGGGGCAAUGGAAAAUAGACUGGUCAGUUUUG